This is a messenger RNA of Hyaena hyaena (striped hyena), 1604 nucleotides long. It is a transcript of the gene ABHD10, whose product is annotated as abhydrolase domain containing 10, depalmitoylase. Gene Ontology annotation, cellular component: mitochondrion. The coding region runs from base 149 to 1069 and encodes 306 amino acids. Gene Ontology annotation, biological process: proteolysis; protein depalmitoylation. Lineage: Eukaryota; Metazoa; Chordata; Mammalia; Carnivora; Hyaenidae. The transcript has 5 exons. The record is from RefSeq and is a predicted model, not a curated record. Gene Ontology annotation, molecular function: serine-type peptidase activity; palmitoyl-(protein) hydrolase activity; hydrolase activity, hydrolyzing O-glycosyl compounds.
CCAGCGACAACACUCCGCGCAUGCGCGCCCUCAGUUAAAACGCUUUAGCAAGUCCCGGCUUCCGGCCGGCGGCGCAUGCGUACCUCUGGUUACUGUGCGCUCGGACCUGCUCUGUGGGUCAGCACGGUCGUCGGGGGCCUCUGGGAAGAUGGCGGGGGUGGGCAUGGCGGCCCUGGGCGCUUGGAUACCUCGUGGGAGGUGGGGCAGAGUGGGCGUCUUCUUAGGCUUCCACCGUGGCCUCAGCGCAUUCCUUGCAAGGAAGUCGGAGGGGACAGCACGGUGGGUCCCAGCUUGCAGACAAAAGACAUCAGUCUCUUUCCUUAGUCGACCAGACCUUCCAAACCUGGCUUAUAAGAAGCUAAAAGGCAAAAGUCCGGGAAUUAUCUUCAUCCCUGGCUAUAUUUCUAAUAUGAAUGGUACAAAAGCAUUGGCGAUUGAAGAGUUUUGCAAAUCUCUAGGUCACGCCUAUAUAAGGUUUGAUUACUCAGGAGUUGGAAAUUCGGAUGGUAACAUACAAGAAUGCACAGUGGGAAGAUGGAGAAAAGAUGUUCUUUCUAUAAUUGAUGACAUAGCUGAAGGACCACAGAUACUGGUUGGAUCUAGCCUCGGUGGCUGGCUUAUGCUCCAUGCUGCAAUCGCAAGGCCACAGAAAGUCGUUGCUCUUAUUGGUAUAGCUGCAGCUGUAGAUAGCCUAGUGACACAGUUCAAUCAGCUUCCUGUCGAGGUAAAAAAGGAAAUAGAGAUGAAAGGCGUGUGGAGCAUGCCAUCAAAAUACAGCGAAGAAGGCGUUUACGAGGUUCGGUACAGUUUCAUUAAAGAAGCCGAACACCACUGCUUGUUGCAUAGCCCUAUUCCUGUGAACUGCCCCGUAAGACUGCUGCACGGCAUGGAGGAUGACAUCAUCCCUUGGCACACGUCCAUUCAGAUUGCCGACCGAGUGGUCAGCAACGACGUAGAUGUCAUCCUCCGAAAACACAGUGAUCACAGAAUGAAGGAAAAAUCGGACAUUCAGCUUCUUGUUUACACUAUUGAUGACUUAAUUGAUAAACUUUCCACUGUAGUUACCUAGAAUCACAUUAUUAGUUGGUAUGUACACUAAUGGAUCCAGAAAAUUGGAAGCAGGAUAACAAAUGAAAGACCCUGAACUUAGGUUUUUUCCUCUUAGCUCUAUUUUGUAAAUAUCACAUGAGUAUUUAAUGACGUAUGAUACAAGUGAAACAAAUUGCGACGGAAGUACAAGCUGUCGUCUGGGAAAUUUUCUUCCUUCAGGCCUUGAUUUCUUUUCAUAGAAGUAGAGUGAACAGCGUUACAAUAGUUUCGGGGUACAACAUAGUGACUGGACACCUCUGUGUGUUACGCUGUGCUCACCACAGAUGUAGCUGCCGCCUGUCACCACGCAGCACCGUUAACAGUGCCGCUGAUCGUUCCUCCGCUGUCCCUCUCUUCCCCGUGACCUACUCCUUCCGUACCUGUUAGCCUGUAUCUCCCACUCCCCUUCACCUAUUUUUGCCCAUCUCCCCUCCCCUCUGACAACUACUAGUUUGUUCUUUGCAUCUAUAGGUCUGUUUGUGCUUUGUUUUUUGUUUUGCUUUUUAAGUUCUACA